CCUGGACACGAGAGGGCAGAUGCCACAUCGCAGAAGCUCAUGGGUUUCUGGAGGUUUCCGAGGAAACGGAAGGGGUUCCGUGGCCAGACAAGCUGUGGCCCCUGGGUUGGGCAGCGUCAAUCAGACCAAGUCCUGGUUUGAACGUGUUUGAGUGUUCACGUAGCCGCCUUGUCCACACCUCAGGACGACCCCAGGAAGAGGCACUUUCUCAAUAACCCAUUUUACAGAUGAAGGAGGUGAGGCUCAGACAGGUGGAGUAGCUGUCUUGGGGUGGGGGAUGGGGUAAAUGCUGCCUCAGGCCACCCUCAGGCAGGGUCCCUACGGAGAGGUGUCCCUGUGGCCCGGAGCCCUGCUCUGCCACGUGGCUUCUUUCCCGACAAAGGGAGCCCCGCCGCCCAGUGAGGAGGGUGGCGGUGGUGUGGUGGUGUGCCGGGAGGCCUGGUUCCUCAGAAAGGCAUCCCCUGCACCUCUUCUUGCCUGCUCAGGGCCCUUGCAGCCUCCAUGAAGGGCUCCCGGGCCGCCAGCGCUCCCUCCGGCCCCCCCGAGGGCAGCCCAGAAGGUGUGAACCUGAGCCUGACGGGCCUCCCUCCGCCCGUGUCCUGGCGCCCCAACAGCGCCUCCGCCGCCAAGCCUAUUGCCCGCUCCUUCUCCGCGGUCUCGGGCAGUGAGCCAAGGAGGAAGGCGCUGGAGGCCACAGGGCCCGGAGGUUCCCGAACCAUCAACAACCUUCGCAGGUCUAACAGCACCACGCAGGUCCACCAGCCACCAGCCGGCCAGGCGUGGACCGGCCCCCUCAGGCCAGCCGAGGACCCCCACUUCCUGACACUCUUUGAGGGCAGCCCUGGUGGGAAAAAGAGGCUGACCGGUCUAAGCAAGGCCCCCAGCGAGAGGGGAGCCACGUGGAAUGUCCUGGAUGACCACCCCAGGGCCUUCGACUCGCCACCCGACUCCGGGAGUCCUGGCACCCUCAGCGCGCCGGUGGGCCCACGGAGGAGAGAGUGCACCGUCCCCCUGGCCCCCAACUUCACUGCCAACAACAGGAGCAACAAGGCUGCCGUGGGCAACCGCGUCACCACCAUGCUGCACAACCGCUACACCCCCUCGGAGAAGGCGCCGCCGCCCAAGAGCUCCAACCACACGGCUCCCUCCCUCAACAAUAUCCUCAAGGCGGGCCCGGUGAGGGGGAGAGCGGCGGCCUCCGGGAAGCCACACAAGAACUUUUCCAGCAGCAACCACGUGGCCCAGAACAACGCCGCCACCCCGGGCCUGCUCAGACGGAAGGAGGUGACAAGAGGAGAGGCCGAGAGGUACAGCCACCAAGACAACGGGGCUGCCGUCACCAUCCAGCGCUGGUACGGCCAGCAGGUGCAGAGGCGCCAGGCCCAGAGCCGCCCGCCGGGAGCCACCUGCUCGCCGCCGAAGCGAGAGGAACAGCGGCAGCAGCUGGGAGACAGGAACGUGCCGGACCUGCAGCAACAGAAGGAGGCGGCCAGGAGGAAGGUCCGGGAGGAGAAGGCGCGCCAGGCCAGGCGAUUGGCCGUUCAGGAGCUCCAGCAGCAGAAGCGAGCCCAGAAGUCAGGCGACCCUGAGCCUGGGCUGCAGAAGGAAGCGCGAGAGACCGAGAAGCCCCAGCCCGCUCAAGAGUCCGCCCUGAGGCCGGGCAGCACCGCUCGGGCCCACCAGACCCACAAGGCCAACACCAGCGCGGGAGCUGGCUUCCGUUCGCAGGCGCAGAGGACCCCUGCCAGCUGGCCUCCAACUCCUCCCAGAGCCCCGGCAGUUUCCAGAGAACGAGCCUCAGGAUGCCGGCUCCCAUGGACGUGGCCAGUGAGGACCUGGAGGUGGUGGGCCCGCCAAGGGGCCCAGUCCAGGGCGACCCUGGACGAGCUGUUGGCCACGCUAAGGCUGCUGGGGGAGAGCCCCGACCGCUGCCCACCCCAGGGCCUAUACAGGACAAAUUACUCCUGGACCGACGAGGAGGACGAUCCAGAGCUCCUGACAGCAGACAACGAGAGGUUUGGGAGGCUCGGCACGUGUGCCAGUCCCCCCGAAGACGGGACUCUGCUCGAGCCCAAGCUGCAGAGUAUCAUGAGCUUCUGCACGAUGGAGACAGUCGGGCCAGCGCCGGCCUCAGCCCCUCAGGGGCUGGUGCCGGACGAGGGGCGCCUGGAGCCCACGUCCACGGUGAGCUCGUCUGUGAUGCGGCUGAAGCUGGAGGUGGAAGAGAAGAAGCAGGCAGUGGGGCUGCUGCAGAAAGCGCUGGUGCAGCAGCGGGACCUCAGCCGUCCUGCGAGGUCAAGGAGGACUGAGAAGGAACUGGGCCGGCAGCUGCGGCAAGCCAGAGGGACCACUACGAGGGCCACCACCAUCCAGCGGCAUUCUGUCUACUUCAUUGACCAGCUGAUUGAAGACAAGAAGGCCCUGGCAGAGAGGUGCGAGGCCGUGGUGGCGGAGCUGACAGGGGACCAGAGGCGCAGGGACAGGGAGGCCCAGGUGCAGGCACAGCAUGAGCUGGAGAUUAAGAAACUCAAAGAACUAAUGAGUGCCACUGAGAAAGUCCGCAGAGAGAAGUGGAUCAAUGAGGAAACCCGAAAAAUCAAGGAAAUUACAGUCCGAGGUGGGGACCGCCCGGAGAUCCAGAAGCUGAUCGCCAAGCAUAAGCAGGAGCUGAAGAAGCUCAAGGGCCUGCACGAGGCGGAGCUGCUGCAGGCGGACAGCCGCGCGGCGCAGCGCUACGGCCGCCAGGUGGAGGAAGCUGCGGAGCACUUGGAGCGCGAGAAGGAGGCGCUGGGCCAGCAGGAGCGGGAGCGCGCCCAGCAGCGGCAGCGGGCAGAGCUGGAGGAGCUGAGGCAGCAGCUGGAGGAGAGCAGCGCUGCCGAGGGCCGGGCCCUCACCGAGUUUGAGAAGGGGAGAGAGGAACAGGAGCGCCGGCACCAGGUGGGCAAGCCCGCCCUGAAGGACCAGCUGGAGGUGGAGCGACAGAUGUGGGAGGCCAGCUGUGCCAAGAAGGAGGAGGCGUGGCUGCACCGGGAACGGGAGCUGAGGGAAGAAAUCCGAAGAGGCCGGGACGAGGAGAUCGAGCUGGUCAUCCGCCGGCUGGAGGCAGACAUGACGCGCGCCAGGGAGGAGAUGCGAGCGGGCCGCCGAGAGCCGCGUCAGGCGCAUCCGGACAAGUACGAGACGGAGCUCCGGAGCUGGAGCGGUCGGAGCGGAAAGCUGCAGGAAAGGAACGGUGUGCGGGAGAUGAAGGGGCGCCUUGGGAGGGCCGAGGGGGAGAACCUGCGUCUGCAGGGCCUGGUGCGGCAGAAGGAGAGGGAGCUGGCCGACGCGGCGGCGGUGAACGAGCAGCUGGUCAGCGAGCGGAGCGGACUGGCCGAGGUGCUCCGCCAGGAGUUCGCCGACCGCCUGGCAGCCUCCGAGGAGGAGACCCGGCAGGCCAGGGCCCAGCUGGAGCAGCUGACCCGGGAGAAGCAGACGGAGCUGGAGGAGGUGCACGGGAGGGUGAAGGUGGCCCUGGCAAAGAAGGAGGAGGCGGUGCGCGGCCUCCGGAAGCAGCACGAGGCCGCCGUGAAGCGGGCCGACCAGCUGGAGGAGCUGUUGGAGCAGCGCAGGCGGCCGUUCCCGAGCGCCAAGUGACCGAGAGCAGCCCGGACCGGCGGGGACAGCAGGGCUGAGGGCGCCGGCGGGGCGUGGCCCCCGGUCAGGCCCUGGCCUUCCCUCCCCCUUCCCUCCCUCCGCCCUGGGCUCAGGUCAUCCUGAGGCUAGAGCGCCGGGGCUGCAUUUUAACAGUAAAGAGGUGUUUUUAGUA
This is a messenger RNA of Lynx canadensis (Canada lynx), 3808 nucleotides long. RefSeq names its product centrosomal protein 131 (gene CEP131). The record is from RefSeq and is a predicted model, not a curated record. NCBI's taxonomy places the organism in Eukaryota, Metazoa, Chordata, Mammalia, Carnivora, Felidae. Gene Ontology annotation, cellular component: centriolar satellite. Gene Ontology annotation, biological process: regulation of centrosome duplication; cilium assembly; intraciliary transport involved in cilium assembly.